Messenger RNA from Trifolium pratense (red clover), 1383 nucleotides. RefSeq lists its product as uncharacterized. The record is from RefSeq and is a predicted model, not a curated record. NCBI's taxonomy places the organism in Eukaryota, Viridiplantae, Streptophyta, Magnoliopsida, Fabales, Fabaceae. The coding region runs from base 1 to 1383 and encodes 460 amino acids. The transcript is spliced from 2 exons.
AUGGAGAGGGCCAUGUUCCUCGAGGAUGGGUCUCCUCAGUUGGACGAGGAAGGGGAGCAAGUAAUGGAGUGGGUUCUUCGAUUCCCACUGUCGUGGUCGUCGGAACAUUUUGUACUGCGAACCGACGAGUAUCUGACGCCUGUCGAGGACCUGACCCCUGCGGAGAUGGCAGGCUUUGAGAAGCUUAAGGCCUAUGUGGAUGGCUUUAAGCCUUGUAAAGUUAUAACCAGCUUAGGGGAUGUUGCUUUGGAUAAGCAUGGUAGACCGAGGAUCGAACCUCGUUUCGUUAAUACCAGAUUAUUACUGUCGUGCAAAACUGUUUCUGCCGAGGACACUUUGUUGGGUAGAAUGGCUGAUCUUGCUUCCGAGCUGAUGAGGAUAGCUGCUGAGCAAAAAGGGGAGAAGUCAAAGAAGAAGGCGAGGAGAUCCAAGCCUAAUAUUCUGAUUGCCGAACAGACUGCUUCGGGGAGCAUCACCCAAUCUUCACCGGUAGGAAGCUCAGCUGGGACCCCGGGAGGUCGUGCAAAGAGGCAUCGGGAGGAACAGAUGACGCCUAUCGUCGACCUGUCGGAGGGGGACGGUGGCUUUGUCCUCCCCGCGUGUUUGAGCAACCGGAGCUUUUUUGACAAGAAUCCCCUCCAAGUGCCUGCCUCGGAGAAGAGUUAUGUUCUGGGUGUUUCUUCAGCUGCCCGACAGAAUCAGCUGAAUGAGGAUAUUGCUGCUGUCAUCCGGCUGGCGGAGACAGCCCUGGUAUUAAAUGAAGGGGGGCCAACUCGUGAGGUGGAAAAGUUGGCUGCCCGAAACGCCAAGCUGGAGGGGCACAUUGUGAAGCUGGAGGGUGAGCUCAUCGACCUUAGGGGCAAGCAAGAGAAUUAUGGCCAGCUGCUGGAAGAUGUUAGGGAAAGCCGGGAUGAGCUGGAGCUUGCUAAGAAAAGGCUCGAGGAGGUGGAGACCAGGGGAGCCGAGGAGAAAAAGAACUUGGAAGCGGUGAUAGCGGACCUGCAGUCCAAACUCGCUCCAGCUGCCGACGAGGCCAUUGAGACUUCCAGGCUGGUGAGUCGGGCAGACUUGGUGAAGGAGAUUAAAAGGCAAGGGGGCUUGAUGUUGGCGAGCAUGGUGCAUGGGUGGAAGAAUGCGAUCGCCCAACUCAGGGUUGUGAAUGCCGAGCAUGGCUUGAUUACUGAUGGCAUUCACAAGCUCAAACGGGUUGAGAACGGGCAGAUUGUUAUUCCUGAAGAGUAUCAGAAAAUGGCCCUUGAGGAGGAGAAGUACGAUGAAGCUGGUGAUGAUGAUGACGAGGAGGAGGAGGAAGCUGAGGAGGAAGCUGUCGGGGAGGAUCAGGCACCGGAGGAUAACCCAGAGGGCCAUGAUGAGAGCACCUGA